GCCAUGGUCGCCAUCCGCCACCGCGGAUCACGCCUACCCGACCGCCCGCCUUAUCCGCCCCGCCUCUAUCAUUUGCGCCUUGUGAGGUUGUGCGUACUUCUGCCGCCGCAGCCGAUCUGCAUCGGCACCGGCGACUGCGCGACAGCGGUAUGAUCCCUGGCAGGUACGACCACGCCUUCUAGGUGCACCUUCAGAUUGCCCAUUGUGUCCUUGCAGUCAGAAGUAACAACACAUUGUUUUUCUUUUGUGCCACUACACAACGCAAGCAGUUCAGCAGCCAUUCAUCGUGAUGUCGUGAACAUUGCUGCUCAAACGAAUAAUUUUCCUGUCGAACAUUUAGAUUGGGGUUAGAGAGGAGAGCAAAGAAUUGAUCACUUUGAAGCACAAAUUAAGUCCCUACGUGCUCUUUUCCUCUUCUCUUUCCUUUGAUUUGUUUCGUUUGCUUCAUCGCUUGAUUUUCUUAGCUUGGCCACGUCUCCUUAAGUAAUACAGCUCACAAGUUUGCACUUGCAUGUGUUCGGUCUUGACUCUUGACGAAGGCAGCUGCUGUUGAAAGUAAGCAAGUAUGAAAGAGAAUCCUUUUGAAACGAAGAAACGGAAUCCCAGCUCAGAUUUUAAAGAAGAAGCAACUGAGGCAGACAAAGAAAACAAAACACCAAACACCAGCAGCAAGAGAUAAAAACCAUGACGCAAAUUAGACAACUAAACAACUACUGAUAGGUCUAAACAAUGAGCGCCCGAUGAGCCUGCAUAGAACACCCUCCUCUUUAAUUUGAUUGACAGUCGCAUUCAGAUCCUUAGAAAUUAACCAGUUCCUGAAAGCCCUUCAAUUAUUUUUUGUUGUGUUGUAUCAAUGUUUUUCCUUCUUACUGUUUUUGUCAUUGCUGUAGACUAUUGAGAUUGUUAAUGAGUGUCAGCAGAUAUGUAUUAUACAACAUAGGAGCCCAUGAAACAAGUAAGAGGGAAAUAUGCGUCAAUUCAGCUACAUGAUGUUACAGCGGAACAAAAAAGGGGUCAAAGAGUCACUGUAACAUAAUGCACUGAACAUCGAGUGUGUGUGUGGUCUCCUUUAAUAAAUUGAAAUGGGCCAUCUUUUGAUGCCCUGUUAGUAUAGAAAAUCCUAUCUGCGUCAUAAUUAUAAUCACCAUUGGUGGGUGCUUGCUUGUGGAGCUGUGGACUGUGGUCGUGGUAGUGGCCAUGGCGAGCCUCAAACUGCAAGAGAGGGUCCCGAUCCGCCGCACGGCGUGGAAGCUAGCUGACCUCACCGUCUUCUCCCUGCUCCUCGCCCUCCUCACCAACCGUGCUACCUCGCUGUUAGGUGGCGCCGGCGCAGCGCAGCGCUUCUGGCUUGCGGUCGCGGCGCUUGCCUGCGAGGCGUGGUUCACGCUCCUGUGGCUCCUCAACAUGAACUGCAAGUGGAAUCCCGUCCGGUUCGAGACGUACACCGGCCGUCUCUCCGAAAGGGGCGACGAGCUCCCGGCGGUGGACGUGUUCGUGACCACGGCGGAUCCGGAGCUGGAGCCCCCGGUUGUGACAGUGAACACCGUGCUCUCUCUUCUAGCUCUGGACUACCCGGCCGGCAAGCUGGCGUGCUACGUCUCCGAUGACGGUUGCUCGCCGUUGACCUGCUACGCGCUGCGCGAGGCCGCGGCAUUCGCGAGGCAAUGGGUGCCGUUCUGCAGGAGGCACGGCGUAGGUGUCAGGGCUCCCUUCGCCUACUUCUCCUCUGGCCCACCAGAGGACCGCAUGGCCGAUAAAGAGUUCUUCCGUGAAUGGACUUUCAUGAAGAAUGAAUAUGAGAAGUUGGUAGGUCGGAUCGAGAACGCAGAGGAGAACUCCCUUUUGCAGAGUGACAACGAGCUAGCCGACUUCGUCGGUGCUGAUCGCAGGAAUCACCCAACCAUAAUUAAGAUCCUGUGGGACAACAGCAAGAGCAAGACAGGAGAAGGGUUCCCUAGUCUCAUAUACGUCUCAAGAGAAAAGAGCCCCAAAUUUCACCACCACUUCAAGGCUGGGGCCAUGAAUGUCCUGACAAGGGUUUCCGCCGUGCUGACCAAUGCGCCAAUCAUGCUGAACGUGGAUUGUGACAUGUUUGCAAACAACCCACAGGUCAUCCUCCAUGCAAUGUGCCUCCUGUUGGGAUUUGAUGAUGAGGUCCACAGUGGAUUUGUUCAGGCACCACAGAUAUUCUACAACGCCCUACAGGAUGAUCCUUUUGGAAAUCAGACGGAAGUUAUGUACAAGAAACUAGGAUAUGGAUUCGCUGGCCUUCAAGGAAUUUAUUAUAAUGGGACGGGUUGUUUUCACCGAAGGAAAGUCAUUUACAGCAUGCCGCCAGACUGCAGCACACAUGUCAAACCAAGACGGACAAAAGGAUCACCUUCUUGGGAGGAGCUGCGAGUGAAGCUUGGCAGUCAGAAAGAAUUGAUUGAAUCAGCUAGGAGCAUCAUAUCCGGAGACAUGCUCGCAGUGCCAAUUGUAGGCUUAUCCAGUCGCAUCAAAGUGGCAAAUGAAGUGUCUGCCUGCAGCUAUGAGGCCAGCACUGGUUGGGGUCAGGAGAUUGGCUGGGUUUAUGGAUCAACGACUGAGGACAUUCUGACCGGGCAGAGGAUCCAUGCUGCUGGCUGGAAAUCAGCACUCAUGAACACCAAUCCGCCAGCAUUCCUUGGCAGCGCACCGACAGGCGGACCAGCCAGCCUAACCCAGUAUAAGAGAUGGGCAACAGGUCUCUUUGAGAUACUCGUGAGCCGGAACAACCCAAUCCUUCUCUCCAUUUGUAAGCGCCUGCAUUUCCGGCAAUGCCUUGCCUACCUGGUCAUAGAUGUGUGGCCGCUGAGGGCGCCUUUUGAGCUGUGCUAUUCGCUGCUGGGACCUUACUGCCUUCUUACAAACCACUCCUUUUUGCCAAAGUCAUCAGAACCAGGUUUCAGCAUCACAUUAGCCCUAUUCUUGACCUACAACAUAUACAACUUCAUGGAGUACAUGGAUUGCCAGCUCUCAGCUCGUGCCUGGUGGAACAACCAAAGGAUGCAGCGGAUCAUCUCAUCCUCUGCCUGGCUUCUCGCAUUCCUCACCGUGCUACUCAAGACCUUAGGCCUCUCGGAGACAGUGUUCGAGGUCACUCGCAAAGACAAGAGCUCGUCCAAUGGCGACGGCAGCACUGAUGACGCUGACCCGGGGAGGUUCACCUUUGAUUCGUCACCGGUAUUCAUCCCUGCGACAGCACUUGCAAUCUUGAACAUUGUCGCAGUAGCUGUUGGAGCGUGGCGGGUGGUUGCCGGUGCAGUUGAAGACAAGCCUGGUGGCCCGGGUGUUGGAGAAUUCGUGUGCUGCGGCUGGCUGCUGUUAUGUUUCUGGCCAUUUGUGACAGGACUUGUGGGUAAGAGAAGUUAUGGCAUCCCCUGGAGUGUCAAGCUGAAGGCUGGUUUGCUUGUGGCUGCUUUCGUGCACUUCUGUAGAUGAACUUAACUUUCGCAGCGUCGACACAUUUACUGAUAAGAUUAGCUUCAUCUGUGCAGAAGUAUGGUAGGAACGUGUAAUAGACUAGGCAAUGGUAACAAAUCAAAUUGAGCAACAUGUCUGCAACAUGCCUCACUUCAACAAUUUUCAGUCGUUUCGUGAGGCAUAAUUUCAGCGAAAACUUCUAUUUUUUAGAAAGGGUUAUUGUAUUCAUGGCAUCUCUUAAGUUUUCGAUUAUUUUGUA
Messenger RNA from Setaria italica (foxtail millet), 3703 nucleotides. RefSeq names its product cellulose synthase-like protein H1. Gene Ontology annotation, molecular function: mannan synthase activity; cellulose synthase (UDP-forming) activity. The transcript is spliced from 9 exons. Bases 1198 to 3462 code for a protein of 754 amino acids. Lineage: Eukaryota; Viridiplantae; Streptophyta; Magnoliopsida; Poales; Poaceae. Gene Ontology annotation, biological process: cellulose biosynthetic process; plant-type primary cell wall biogenesis. The record is from RefSeq and is a predicted model, not a curated record. Gene Ontology annotation, cellular component: trans-Golgi network; plasma membrane.